AUGUCCGACUCGGGAACCGUGGCUCUCUUUUCCCCGGCCCAGCAUGGCCACCUCAUCCCCUACCUCGCCGCCAUCCACGCCUCCUGCAUCACCCACGACCGCACAAUCGCCACUUUUCUGCCACCCCUGUCCCACGAGAAGCUUCUCGCCUGGUGGAAGGAGCGCAUUGCCGAGGUCAACGAUGGCAAGCGGCUGAUCUUCAUCCUGCUCAACGAGUCUGAGCCUGGGACCCGCGCCAAGGGUGGUGAGGUUAUGGGCGUUGUGAUGCUCUCCAUGCCCUACUCCGAGACGGGGCCCUUUCGUGGCUUUGUCGAGAAGCUCCUUGUUCACAAAAACUUCCGGGGUAGGGGUGGUGCCAGGGCCCUCCUUGGCUCUCUCGAAAUCGAGGCAGUCAAGCGCGGGAGGUCCAUGUUGCUCCUUGAUACCGAAUCCGGUAGUGCAGCAGAGGAAGUGUUUAAGAAAUUCGGAUACGUGGAGCUAGGCCGGAUCCCAAAUUACGGCUUGAGUCCGGCGAGGGAGCUGAAAGACGGCACCUUUUUCUACAAGCAAUUGCAAUGA
Ilyonectria robusta is the source of this 558-nucleotide messenger RNA. Its product is annotated as acyl-CoA N-acyltransferase. Gene Ontology annotation, molecular function: acyltransferase activity, transferring groups other than amino-acyl groups. The record is from RefSeq and is a predicted model, not a curated record. Bases 1 to 558 code for a protein of 185 amino acids. The transcript has 2 exons. Lineage: Eukaryota; Fungi; Ascomycota; Sordariomycetes; Hypocreales; Nectriaceae.